CUCUCACGGAUGGCUUGGAAUUCCUUGUGGAGCACCUCAACAAGUGCGAGGCGGCCAUCCAAACAAGUCAGCCUCUUGUCGAUGGAAUCCAAGAUGUCGGUGAAGUUUGUACGGGUGGUGACACAUGGCCAGAUCUCUGUCAGCUGAUUGGUCGUCUCCAUCAUGCUCCUCCCCCUAAUCAUCACGGUGGCCAUCAGCCUGCUACCAGGUGCCACCGCUCAGUUCUCUGACACUUUCAACUUCAGUGCGUGUUCCAUCAAGGCCCUGGGAGGAACCUACACCACAGCACAGGUGAACAUCUCAAACGGGAUCAUCGAGGUGUCUUUCCCGAGUGAGGUGCGUUUGAAGGUGGUUCUCAGCUCAGCAGUCAAUGUAACAUCAGAGACCAAAAACGGAAACCAGGGCCCAGGUUCCGCUUACCACCAAAGUAUACCAGGACUCACCGGAACUUCCCGCUGUUUGUCCACACUGAAAGUCUUUGAUUCCAGCAAGACUGAAAUUUUUCAACUUCACUUCCGCACAUUUGGUGAGCAAGGUGCGCUGCAAUCUGUCCCAAAAGGAAAUCAACUGAAUGUCACCGUGCUUUUCAACGGUGAGGAGGUGGAUCAAGUCAGCGGUCAAGGACCCAGGAUCUUCACGGAUAUCAGUGGCUGCCAACACGAUGGGAAAUAUUACUUUUCUGACACAAGCGGCUGCGACUCAGAAGGCGGCUUUGUGACUUGUUCUGCCGAAUCAGAUCUUACCGUACUUCCUCAGACAAAUACUGAAUGCGUGAGAGACGUCAACGUAUGCACAGUGACCGCCUCCAACCUAGUUUCCUUCGACGCCAACUACUCGGUCUCGGUGGAAGACCGCUGUGCCUACACCCUGUUCUCGGAACCAAACGUGCGGGUGGUCGGCGUGUUCAAGGAACGUCGUCGUAAAGAUGUUAUGUUCUUGGACCACGUGAUCGUCCACCUGAUGGACUCGGACAGCAUCGUUCAACUUGGACCAGCAGACCGAGUGAAGGUCAAUGACACUGAGCUGAACUUGAACAGUCCAGUAGAGACGCAUGGCGGUGUAGAGUUCCGCAAGAACGACACUGGUGUCACCGCUGUCAUGUCGUAUGCUGUCAACUACACCACGUCUGUCUUCUUCAAUGGCAACACCGCCCAGGUCUUCAUGACAUACGUGUGGGUGUUAGCAGACAGCGACUACGAAGACGAUGCCAACCGCGGGGGUUUGUGCGCCAACUCCAGUGUGACCUUAAAUGAGGCCAAGUCGUCUGACUUCAGCUCCGACAGCUGUGAGAUGCGGUACAACGAGCCAGCCGACCCGUCCAUCAACUGCACCGCAGUGACUGAACACUGUCAAAUCCUAAACGGCACUGACUUCACCGACUGUCAUGCUGACAUCGAUCCAGAGCCAUACUUCAGCUCCUGCAACCGCACGCUGUGUCAUUAUCCAGAUGUGGACGGCCUCAAAUGUGAGUUUUUGGAGGCUUACGCUCAUGCCUGUAGCCUGAAGAAGAACCACACGCUGGAGAGCUGGAGGACAGACGCCAACUGCUCCGACCCUCUGACCUUCUGUCAGGACACUCGCUGUGUGGAUCACGAGUUCUGUGCCGAUGGCGUCAACGGUGGAAUCGGCUGCUUCUGUCGGGCCAUUUUUGCCUCCGAUCAGACUCUAGAUGUGCUACCAGUCUGCGUGGAGAACUCUGCCUCUGUCACCCUGGUGGGUUGUCUCCUGGAAGAGCGGGGUGUGGACUACAGGCAACUGCACCUCAACAAUGACUCGUGCACAGGACAGGUGAACGAAUCCAACCACAUGGUGACCUUCAGCUUUGACAGUCAAGAUCCAUGCGGGGUGCUGGUGACGGCCAACGCCAGCCACGUGCUCUACGAAAACACCCUGGUCAACGCUUCGGGGGUGCCAGAACCGUUUCAAAUGGACCUGUCCUGUUUCCAGACCCAGCCAGAGCUCAUGAGUAUGACCUUCCGGAUGCAAGCAAAUUCGGUGAUGCAGCAGAUGGUGUCUGGAUCGUGGAACUACACGCUAAACAUGACCGCCUACAAGGACUCAGCGCACAGAUAUAUGGUACAGCCCAACAUGGCCAUUCAGCUAAAUCAGAGCAUCUUUGUGGAGAUGAUGACAGAGGGCCUGGAUGGCAACCUGGUCUCCUUGGUGACCAACUCCUGCUGGGCCACCGACGGGCCAUCCCCUGAUGAUGGUCUGCGAUACGACCUGAUCUCUGAAGGCUGUUCCCAGUCCAGCCGGCUGGUCAAGGUGGGGAUUAAUGGACAGACAACGUCGAGCGACUUCUCCUUCCACAUGUUCCACUUUGUUCAAAGCGGCAAUGAGAUCUACUUGCACUGCAACGUUGUACUGUGUCCUAACCAGAACGGACUCUGCCAGCCGAGUUGUGGUGGAGGCUCGGUUCCAAAUAAGAGACGACGCAGGUCUGCCAGGUCUGCAUAUGUUGAUGAAAACCCCGCCCUCAUUAGCAUGUCCUGGACUAUUUAGUUUGUUUCCAUGGUGACUUCAAGGGUGUGGAUCUUCAGAAUGAUUCCAAGAGAAUGUCUUUAAAACUACCUUAGCUAUGACUCUCUGGUUGCUAACAUGUAGUAGCAUGGUGACGGGAUCUACUCUAUGUAAUUGGAGAACAGCUAACUUGCUAAUUCAUCUUUGCAUCAUUAAA
Messenger RNA from Entelurus aequoreus (snake pipefish), 2677 nucleotides. RefSeq names its product alpha-tectorin-like. The record is from RefSeq and is a predicted model, not a curated record. Bases 163 to 2502 code for a protein of 779 amino acids. The transcript is spliced from 19 exons. NCBI's taxonomy places the organism in Eukaryota, Metazoa, Chordata, Actinopteri, Syngnathiformes, Syngnathidae.